UGAACGUUCGCGAAGGCGAGUCGCGUCGUUCGUUCGGUCAUGACGUUAUAGUUUUAUAUGAAGAUGACGCCUCUAUCGAUAGUUUUGGCUAUAGUUGUUUUAUAUGUGUGCCGCGUACAAGGACAAUCGCAAUGUGUCUCGCCGACUGGGGUUAAAGGGCAGUGCAUAUCAAUAUUCGAAUGCCCAGCGCUGCUGGCGAUAUUAAACAAAAGAGACAUGGAAAAGGAGGACGUGAAACUUUUAAAAGAUUCUCACUGCGGAUUCUAUAAACAACAUAUACCAAAGGUAUGCUGUGAAAUAGUUGAGGAUGAGACAGAUCGUAGAUGCUUUACACCAGAUGCGAACAUUGGAACGUGUAUCAGUUUGUACUCGUGCCCGCCGUUGAAGAACUUAUUAAGACCACCAAUCUCGAAAGAAGAUUUGGCUUUCGUACAAAACUCUAAGUGUGAAGGUCCGGACCAGUACAGCGUAUGUUGUGGAUCUCAAAUCAAAACAACGAUAAAACGAUCUGAAUGCGGGCCCUCGAUAGCUCCUCCCGACCCACGUACGGAAUGUUGUGGACUCGAGACAUACACCGACAACCGAAUUCUAGGUGGUAAUGCAACAGCAAUAGACCAACAUCCCUGGUUGACGAUCCUCGAAUACCGCGGCGUUAAAGAUAAUAAGAUCAAAUUGCUUUGCGGAGGAGCUCUGAUUAGUAGCAAAUAUGUUUUGACGGCUGGACAUUGUGUCGUCGGACCAGUAUUGCGAAUUGGUAAACUAAUAAACGUUCGUCUCGGUGAAUACGACACUUCAUCCGAAGGACAAGACUGUAUACAACCUAAUUACAGUGACGUUGAUUGUACCGAUCCACCAGUCAUACUGCCGAUUGAAAAAGUCAUACCGCACAGAGAUUACAAUCCUGGAUCGCAGCUUAAAAGAAAUGAUAUAGCUUUACUUAGAUUAAAACGUGAAGCUCCAUAUACUGACUUCAUCCGACCUAUAUGUCUACCAUACGACGACAUCACGCAGACAACAGACACGCAAAUUCUCGAAGUCGCUGGAUGGGGUGCGGUCAGCGAAAUCAAGAGUUACAGCAAUGUGAAACUCCACGUAUUUUUACCUUACAAACCUUUAAAGGAAUGUCAGCAAGCUUAUGAAGUUCAAGGUCACAAAUUGAAGUUAUGGCACAAGCAAAUAUGUGCCGGUGGGGUUAAGGGCAAAGAUUCUUGUAAAGGGGACUCGGGAGGACCCCUUAUGACUCACAACAACAGAAGAAUAUACCAUAUCGUUGGAGUUGUGAGUUUCGGCCCCACACCCUGUGGCACGGAGAAUGUUCCCGGGGUCUAUACCAAAGUUUACGACUACCUACCCUGGAUACGGAGUGAAAUGAAACCUUGAAUAAUAGAAUAGUACCUAUAAUUAUUAUAAUUAAAAUAUAAGUCAUUAAA
This is a messenger RNA of Vanessa atalanta (red admiral), 1430 nucleotides long. Its product is annotated as phenoloxidase-activating enzyme-like. The transcript is spliced from 8 exons. Gene Ontology annotation, molecular function: serine-type endopeptidase activity. Gene Ontology annotation, biological process: proteolysis. The record is from RefSeq and is a predicted model, not a curated record. Bases 58 to 1380 code for a protein of 440 amino acids. Lineage: Eukaryota; Metazoa; Arthropoda; Insecta; Lepidoptera; Nymphalidae.